This is a messenger RNA of Electrophorus electricus (electric eel), 1370 nucleotides long. RefSeq names its product mitochondrial ribosomal protein L19 (gene mrpl19). Gene Ontology annotation, cellular component: mitochondrial large ribosomal subunit; ribosome. Gene Ontology annotation, biological process: translation. NCBI's taxonomy places the organism in Eukaryota, Metazoa, Chordata, Actinopteri, Gymnotiformes, Gymnotidae. Gene Ontology annotation, molecular function: structural constituent of ribosome. The record is from RefSeq and is a predicted model, not a curated record.
CACAUCUUGCGCGUGGAGAGGUGAAGUAUGGCGGCAUGCGCGAGGAGGGCAGCGGACGCGCUCCGUUCGUGCCGGUUAACGAGCGUCCGGCGUCAGAGUGAACGGUUGUUCUCGUCGUCUUUGGCCCGUCACUCCGCGGGCUCGGACGGCCAGCCGCCCAGGUUCGUCCCUCCGGUCAAGCCUGUCAUCGCCGACAAGACGCGUACGGAGUCGGCGACGCGACGGUUUCUGAGUCCCGAGUUCAUCCCCCCCCGCCAGCGCACGAAUCCGGUGAAGUUCCGAAUGGAGCGCGAGGACAUGGUCCGGAGACGCCGAGUGCUGCACGUGCCCGAGUUCUACGUGGGAAGUGUCCUGGCGGUCACGCUGUCGGACCCCCACGCGGCCGGCGGCGAUAAACGUUUCGUGGGUAUUUGCAUCCAGCGUUCGGGCGCCGGGCUGGGCGCCACCUUCACCCUGCGGAACAUCAUCGACGGUCAGGGGGUGGAGAUAUGCUACGAUCUGUAUAGUCCCCUCGUCAGGACCAUCGAGGUCCUGAAGCUGGAGAAGAGGCUCGACGCCAGUCUCCUGUACUUGCGGGACGCCUUGCCUGAGUACAGCACCUUCGACUUGGACAUGAAGCCUGUGCACAUCUCCCCGACCCAGGACGUCCCUGUCAACCAGAUGAAGGUGAAGAUGAAGCCCCGCCCCUGGUCCAAGCGCUGGGAGCGCCCCAAGUACAACGUCCAGGGGAUCCGCUUUGACCUCUACCUGACCCCCGAGCAGAUGGAGCACGCUCAGAAGUGGGGACAGCCGUGGCGGGAGUAUGACAUGCUCAUCGAGUACGACACCUCCACCCUGGAGAAGGAGAUCUACCAGGAGGUCCAGCAGGAGCUCGCCAAGUGAGCCACCCAGGCCGUGAGCUCCGUCCCGGGGAGGGAUGCGCCACCUUCGGUGGGUUUAAGUACAGAAACGGACUCUGGGUGGAGUGAUUAUACAAGCGAGACACGCCGUGUCAAAGCUUUUAGUUGUCGGGCCACGAUACAUAAAGGAUUAAAGAUGGUGGUCAGAUGGUGAUGAAGGACUGAACUUGGCUUGUUUUUGUUAAACAGAAUUUACUGUACUUUGGUCCAGGCAUGUGUUGUUUUUCUUGUUCCUGUGCUCCGCCCACACCUGUCGGCUCAUUCGAGGCGUGAUGGUGUGUCGAGGCAGGGCAGGCACUUGGGCGCGGUAACGGGCGGCCCCAUGCUGCUGUGCUUGCUAGCUGCACCUGCGUCCUCUCUCUCUCUCUCUCUCUCUCUCUCUCUCUCUCUCUCUCUCUCUCUCUCUCUCUCUCUCUCUCUCUCUCUCAUCUAUCUUCCUGGGGAUCUCUAUUAAACAGCAGUGGCAUUUGA